Aureobasidium uvarum is the source of this 2343-nucleotide messenger RNA. The record is from the annotation of a GenBank genome assembly. Lineage: Eukaryota; Fungi; Ascomycota; Dothideomycetes; Dothideales; Saccotheciaceae.
AUGUCGCAAGGACAGAAACGUAAAAGAGAAGAGAAGGAUGUGAACAACAAGAAGGCGCAAAGCGACAAACCUCCAGCGACCAUAUACAAAAAUCUGCAACUUGCCGAAAAGCCCGUAUACAAGAACCUACAGAUCGCCGAGGCACUCAAGGCUCAAUCGAAAUCAAAGAAGCAGCGUCUCGACAGGUCGCAAAAGGUCGAGAAGCCAAAGUUCAAGAACCUUCAGAUCGCCGAAUCGCAAAAGACAAGCGACGACAAAACGCAGAAGGUCGAGUCGCAGAAGCAGGGUAACGGACCUCAUAGACCACACAACCCACUGGCCUCUCGCCAGAACAAGUUACUACAAGUCCGCCAGAGCCUGCCCAUCUGGCCCCAGGCUGCCAAUAUCCGCGAUGCGCUCCUCGAGAACCACGUCCUGAUCCUUGCCGGUGAGACUGGUAGUGGAAAAUCGACCCAGGUUCCUCAGUUCCUACAUACCUCUGCGUGGUGCACUGGGCGUAUUGCCGUUACCCAGCCGCGUCGUGUCGCCGCUGUCUCGCUCGCCCGCCUCGGUUACAAUGUGCGUUUCGACGACAACGUUGGCAAGAACAACAGAAUCAAGUUCCUUACCGAGGGAAUGUUGUUGCAAGAAAUGUUGAGAGACCCUGCCUUGACAGAAUACAGCUGCGUCGUUGUUGAUGAAGUUCACGAGCGAAGUGUCAAUGUAGAUUUGCUUCUAGGUUUCCUAAGAGGUCUUGUGACCGGUACGAGUGAAGCGGCCAACAAGCGAAAAGGAAAGCCUCUCAAGGUCGUUGUCAUGAGUGCUACAGCCGAUACCGAGAAGUUGAAGGACUUCUUCAGCGAAGGCUUUGGACAACCUUCGAGCGAAGACAGCAUACCCACUAUCAACGGCGAUACCUCAAUUUCGGACGACAAAGAGGCGCCCGUUGGAAAGUUACAAGAGCCAUCUAUCUCGAACCCAAGCAAAAUUUCAACAUGUUUUGUGGAGGGUCGGAUGUAUCCUGUACAGACGGAAUACCUAUCUGAACCUACACGAGACUUUUCAGAAGCAGCCUUGUUACAAAUCUUCCAGAUCCACCGUAAGGAACCCAUGCCCGGAGACAUUCUGGUCUUCUUGACUGGUGGAGACGUCAUCACGAAUCUACAACAAGCAAUCGAGGACAUGAUACCAAAUGUAAUCACCAAAGACUCUGGCUUACCGAAGCUACUUGUAUUGCCAUUAUAUGCAGCACUUUCCCAGGCCCAACAACAAGCCAUUUUCUCGCCCGCUCCUCUUAACACACGCAAAGUAAUUUUGGCAACUAACAUUGCUGAAACGUCAAUUACGGUACCAGGUGUUCGCUUUGUCGUUGACAGUGGAAAGGCCAAGAUCAAGCAGUUCCGCAAUCGCCUCGGUCUCGACUCGCUCCUUGUCAAGGACAUUUCCAAAUCUUCCGCCAUCCAACGUCAAGGUCGUGCAGGCAGAGAAGCAGCCGGCAAGUGUUUCCGCCUGUACACGAAAUCCAAUUUCGAAACUCUAGAGAAGGACACGGUUCCUGAGAUUCUGCGAUGCGACUUGAGUUCAGCAGUGCUCACCAUGAAGGCAAGAGGCGUUCAUGAUGUUAUGGACUUUCCACUCUUGACUCGCCCAUCGAGAGAAGCGAUGGAGCAUGGAAAUAUCAGUGACUUGGGUCGUAAGAUCGCAAGAUUGCCCCUGACCCCAGCUCACGGCAGAACAAUCAUAGCAGCUGCCGAUCCUGAGAUGGGAUGUCUGUUGCCCGUGAUCGACAUCGUAGCUUGCUUCAACUCGGAGAACAUCUUCCUCGAAGUCAAGGAUCAAGACGCAAACGACGAGGCAAGAGAAGCUCGCAACAAACUCUCACGCCGUCAAGGAGAUCACUUGACCCUGCUCAGCGCCGUACAAGCCUACGCCUCCGAACGCACUGACCGCAAGCAAUGGGCCAAGCAACAUCUGGUCUCACACCGCUCCAUGCAAAACGUCAUGGAUGUCCGCAAACAACUUCGUGCUCAAUGCCAACAAGCCAAACUCCUUACCAAAGAACAACUCGCUACUGCCGACGAUGAUGAUGACACUAAUGCAAUCUCCGAGUCUACGGGCAACAACAUCUUGAAGUGCUUCCUUCGCGGCUUCCCCACGAAUGUCGCCCGACUGGUACCUGAUGGUAGUUAUAGGACUAUCCAUGGACAUAUGGCUGUGGCUAUUCAUCCCAGCAGUGUACUAUAUGGCAGGAAGCUUGAAGCCAUCUUGUACAAUGAGUUUGUGUAUACGAAUAGGACGUAUGCUCGUAGUGUCAGUGCUAUACAGGUGAACUGGCUGGAAGAGAUAUAUGCGGCACCGAACUAG